UCCCGCUUGAACUCACCAUGACCAGCAGGGAUUUCAGAUAUCCGUCGCCCGCCGACUCGCACGACUACGUAUAUGGUUUUUCAGACCACAUUCGCCGUAAACACGGCGAACUAAAUGAGGGCCUUGAAACUUCUCACCGGAUACGUCUACCUAUACCAGAUAUCCGGUUCGAACAGACAUACCUUAGCCGCGUGCAGACGUGCCUUCAUGUGGAACAAAUAGCGGGAAGACGAGGCGGUGUCGACUCUCCGUUAUCCACUGAUGACCCGUUCACUGCUGCUACACACGUUUCACCAGUCAUCACUUCAUCACAACAAAUUACACGCAUCGACUGGGGAAAACUAGGUUGGAUCACGGUUCGCGAUCAAGUAAUUAUGCCGCUGCUGCAAGGGAUGCUUUGGGGUAUCAUUGGAACAUACUACCACCCAUUUGUUGGCGUUAUGAAGAACAGUCUUCGCAGUAAACCUGCUUUACCCAAUCCAGUGGAAGGGGAAGGUGUGGGAUGGUUAAGGAACUGGGCAAAGAAAUCGGGUCUCGGACAGCUUACAAUUGGACCUGCUAGUACAACUCUAAGGUUGUAGUUUUUUAUAUGCAUUUGGCGAUUCAUGACCUUCCAUUCAUCCUGCACACUGACAGUAUGUUCUCUUUACAGAAUUAUCCCCGACUCAGCCCCUCAGUAUCAAACGCUUUGAACAUUGGGAAAAUCCCCGCCUUCUGGGAUGGUAUCAGAGUGUCGGUAGCAAUGAAGUCCUCGUUCAAGGGGCCUUGUU
Suillus clintonianus is the source of this 770-nucleotide messenger RNA. RefSeq lists its product as uncharacterized. Gene Ontology annotation, molecular function: mitochondrion autophagosome adaptor activity. The record is from RefSeq and is a predicted model, not a curated record. The transcript has 2 exons. The coding region runs from base 18 to 581 and encodes 187 amino acids. Gene Ontology annotation, biological process: mitophagy. NCBI's taxonomy places the organism in Eukaryota, Fungi, Basidiomycota, Agaricomycetes, Boletales, Suillaceae.